Molecule: messenger RNA, 4921 nt
Organism: Nomia melanderi (Alkali bee)
Lineage: Eukaryota; Metazoa; Arthropoda; Insecta; Hymenoptera; Halictidae
Product: persulfide dioxygenase ETHE1, mitochondrial
Biological process (GO): hydrogen sulfide metabolic process; glutathione metabolic process
Cellular component (GO): mitochondrion
Molecular function (GO): sulfur dioxygenase activity
Source: RefSeq, a predicted model, not a curated record
UAAGAUAUAUGACAUUUGCUUAUAUUGGUAUGGUGCAAUCAAAAGAGUGAUCAUUAUCGUCGUGUCACUUGACUUAAAUAACCAACAGUGUUACGGGUUGCAAUCUGUCAGUACGCAUUCACACUUUAUAAAGCGUGCAAAGCACGUACGUAUUAUGAGUGUUAGUUUGUUUAAACAUUUGUGCAAACUAAAUAUAAGAACAUCGUUUAAAUCCCACUCACUUAUUCGGUGGAAUUGUAAAAUGGUUGCUGCAUUAACGGAGGCGAUUCCAUUUUCAAAAGAUUUUCUUUUUCGACAACUAUUCGACCCUGUGUCCAGCACUUACACUUAUCUCCUGGCUGACAUCAACGAUAAGACGGCGAUCUUAAUUGAUCCAGUCAUUGAAUGGGCAAACCGUGAUAAAAAUAUUAUUUGCGAACUAGGAUUAUGUUUGAAAUAUGCUGUAAACACGCAUAUGCACGCUGAUCAUAUCACCGGAACAGGAAAGUUAAAAUCAUUGUUACCUGGAUGCCAAUCAAUGAUAUCGCGUACCAGCGGCGCCCAGGCCGAUAUACUUCUCAAUCCGGAUGACCAGAUCAAAUUCGGUAGACACUGCUUGCGAAUCUUGCCUACGCCUGGUCACACUACAGGCUGCGUAACUUACGUUUGCGACGAGCAAGGAAUCGCUUUUACAGGAGACACCCUUUUAAUUCGUGGAUGCGGGAGAACCGACUUCCAGGGUGGCUCAGCAGAGACUUUGUACAAUUCCGUGCACACGAAAAUUUUUACGUUGCCUGAGAAUUAUAGGCUGUACCCGGCCCACGAUUACAAUGGCAGAACGGUGACCACGGUACUCGAGGAGAAGACCUUUAAUCCGAGAUUAACUAAAGCUCUGAAUGAAUUUGUUGACAUAAUGAACAACCUUAAUCUCCCCUACCCGAAGAUGAUAGAUAAAGCAGUGCCGGCCAAUAAAGUUUGCGGAUUGUACGAGGUGGAGAAGAAACAGGAACUGUAAUAUCUUUACGCUGAUCGACAACGACGUGUUAACCGAUUUUUCGAAGUUGUACAAACGUAACAUAAUAAAAUGACUCGAUCCGUUCACGGAUAAAAAUAAUACGGCUCACCGCCAUUUUGCCCAUGAGACGCAUAACAGGGCGCAAAAUACUGCACACUGUUACCAUAAUUAACACCCUCAUCCUCUUUAAUCUUUAAACGUCGCAUUAACCGUACCGUACGUACUAUUUCCGGAACCGAAAUCUGACGUUACAGAAUCCAUUAGCGUAAUCCGUUCAUUCCCCCUAAAUAUUUGUCCCGCUUUCUAAAUAACCCGCCUCGGAAACGUAAAAAGUUAAUUAAAAUUUUACCCCGAACAGUCUGUGCGCGGACCACGCGGGAUUAUUCAGGUUCCGCUAACAACUGCAUUUAUUCCUCUGACAAUAAACAUCGUUUUCGCAUAGGGUUGCGUUAUCUGCCGCGUGUUCGGCCCGAACAUUGCUUGCAAAUGUCUCACGAUUAUGCGUGAAAAAAACGCGGAAGGAUUAUUUUCGCUAAACUAUGUAGUAUUUUGCUUUGUUCAGUUUUGCUAGAGGAAUCUAACAUAGCAGAUAUGUAAUGUAUUGUUAUUCAUUAUUUUUUACGAAAAUUCGAACUUCGAUUUUUUGAUAAAUGCGAAGAAAUUAUUUUUGGUAAACUAUUUUAUGUAUAUUGUUCAGCUGCAAGAAAAGGAUACAAUAGGUUAGGCGUGAAAUGCAUUAUAGUUCAGUAUUUUCCAGAAAAAUUCUAAUUGCAAUGUCUCAAAAACCAGGAAUAAAUUGUUUAAUCUGAACUAUUAUUUUAUAUUUUUAACCCUCGAAAGUACACAAUGAAAAAUGAAAUAUAUAAUGCACGAUAAUUCAUUAUCUUUCAAAAAGUCUUUGGUUCGGAUUUUCAUUACGAUUCAUUACGUUUUUUAUUCUGCGUGACGCACAAAGCUGCCGAGUUGCAAUUUCAACGAACUAUUUAAUAGGCACUAAUGACUAUGCGUAAAAGUGAAAAGCAGUAACGAUGAUAAUACGGCUUCAUUACGGAGCUUUUACAUGAGUAAGAUGAAUAAUGCUAUUCUCUGCCACAUAUCGGAUCCGCGCAAAAUGGCAGAUUUGUGCAGUUAAAAUCCGUGCUGUUCUAAAACUCAAGCUCCACGUAUUAAACCUGUCUCCUCCGCUUUGUAUGUACAAAUUGCGUGAUAAAGCUGUGUUAUUGUUAUUAAAAAUAUAAUGACGAAAACGGGUUUAAUGAAAGCGGACGGUUCCAUUUAAACAGUCCAAGGAUGUAUGAAAAUCUCCGACGAGCAUUAAUCUCAAAAGGUUCAAGCCCAACCAGCCUCUUUCAAGCACAUCUUCGAACAACUCGGAGAUAAUUACGCGAAUACAUCUGAACUGGAUAUGCCGCGGUCUAAAAGGGAUUUAAAUUAGCAUAAGCCCACGGUUGUGAAGCAAAACGACGUAUAACAUGUUUUCGCUUCUCAAACAGUGCGUAUUUAAGCUUCAAAUAUUAAUUUUUGACUCUUGGAUGUUUUACCCGAAAACAUAAAUCUUCCUUUCACGAAUUCACUCCAUUCUAAACAAUAAAAAUUAAUCCUCCAAAUCUCUUUAACCCCUCGCUUUAUAAUAUCGUGUCAGUUAGCGAUGAAAAUUUUCAACUGAAUUCGACAACGACGAAUCUAAAGGUUAUUUAUGUUUUUUAAAUAGGAAAUUGAAUAUUACUUUUGUAUUAUCAAAUUUUUUAAGUAAUUAUUAAUUAUUAAAUAAUAAAUAAUUAAAUGAUUAAAAUGAUUAAAAAAUAAAUAAUAAAUUAUUAUUAAUUAGUGUUAUGAUACGUAGUUGAGAAAGGAAUCAUAGAACAAGGGAUUAACAUUUUUCUACUGAAAAAUCUCGGAUGACGUUGUUGUAUGACAAGUGGUACUUGUAGAGGAGAUUUCUAGGUCGACUUAAAAUCAGUGGCAUUCAUUGGUCAUGAAUCGAAGUAAAGGAUUAUUUUGUUAUCGACGUUUCAUUUUCAAAAUAAACGUUCACUUAUCAUAAAGAAAGCAUUUCUAUGCAGUUUUGUGAAUUAUUAAUAAUAAAAUAAAUCAGAUACUUAUAGUCGUCAGAAAAUUAUACAGGAAAGGGUUAAAAUAUAUUUUCUUAUCGGUGCAUAUCAGCAAAAGGCAGUUUAAUCUCUCUUUAAACGAGAAUUACGAAAGAAACUGUGGCGUUAUAUUAUUCAGUAUUGUUUAUCCGUUCGUGACCGUACAUUACGUGAGCGUAAUUUGCUACUAGGCUUGAAAGAUUGAUUAAACGAUUCCUGGCUGCCAAUCGUUUAUGAAAAACCUGUCGAAUAAUUUUCGCUGUAGGAUUAUUAUCUCUGGAUAUUUAGUAAAUUUAAUAAUUUAGUAAAGCAAAAUCACAUAUUUUAAUUUCUCCCAAAUUCAACUAUGUGGUUAUGUAUUAACAAUAAAAUAAAUAAUAACAUUUAUUACGUUGGGACAACUAAAAUAUCUAGUUGUCACUUUUAAAGAAAUUUAAGAACAACUUUCGUUUCAUACAAUUAAAUUGUAUUAAGUCAUAUAUUGCUUCUUUUAUUCAAUAACUUUUUGCAGUAUUUUAAUAUACCUAAUUAUUGAUUUAUUUAUUUAUAAUAAUUAUUUAUAUAUACAAAAACUGAACGAGAAGAUUUUUUAGCCAACUUAAUACAAGACACAUAAAAAUUAAAAGCGCAAUUGCUGUGACAAAUGCUAACCUUUCAGUUUCCGCUGUAUCAAAUAAAUUACUUCGACUUUAUCAAAUUUUUAUGGUUGCUGAUUUAGCAGUCAAUGCGUUAAACCAAUGGCGAAUCACCCAUUCGCGCGUGUAAACGUGCGGAAUCAUCGGGAAAAUGAAUUGAGCCGUCCAUUCGCUGAAGUUAUUAACUCCGCAAAAUGGAAAAUAGAAAUAUUUAAUGAAAUUACAUGUAUGAAGUACCAAUUACGUGUUUCACCAUUAUAAUUCGAAAAUAUUGAAAAAAUGAAGUUAACUCUUAAUUACUGUAGAAUGCCUGUGUUUUUUCUUGGACAGUUUUUGAUUUUACUUAAAUAAAUAAAUAAUAGAAAUAAAUAUUAACGACUUGUGAGAUUUUGUAUAAUUAUUGUAUAAAUUUGUACGUCUAUAAUGGUUAACAGCGUCGAAAAAUGAAUUACUUUUACUAGUGUCUUUUUAUCUAGAAUCGUAACGGUUAGCGUAACGAGUAGAAAGUUGAUGAGAUUUCCGACUUAAAUUUAUUUGUAUCGCACAAAGACGAUACGUUACAUUUAACGCUAGAUUUACAGAUAUUUACUGUGCAUUUUAUUGUACUAUUCCCGGGAAAAUAGGAAUUCACUGACAUAGAUUUUGGAAAUCAGAGCUUCAACAAGAGAAAAUUAGGAUACGUAUUUUUAUAAUUGCAUAAAUUAAAAUCGACAUAAACCUUCAACAAAUAAUGGUUACGAAAUAUAAUGUUUGUCAAAUUGACGAAUCGUAUAAAUUUAAUGUCAAUAAAAUCAAAUUACAAUUUGAAUCCAGUUUGAAUUUUAGAACUCAAUUUGACGGACAUUAAAUCUCAUAAACAUUAUUUCCCAAAACUUUAUGUCGACUUUAAUGAAUGCAGUUCUACUAAAUGUACAAUACAAACAAGUAUACCAAUUCUCUGUUUACGAAGCUUUGUUUUCUAAAAUCUAAACCAGCAUCCAUUUUUUUAGAAACAAUCAAACAAAGAGUACCACAGAUGUCCAUAAAUCUAGCGUUACGUUUACAGAACGCGUCAAUUGAAUUUUUGGACAAAUGAACAUCAAUUGUCCUACGAACAAUAAAACAAUCUGUACAAUAAGCGUCCGUAAAUCCAAUAUUAACCCUCUACCUUAUAACAACAUGUCAGACUCACAGCGAAUAUUUUAAACAGAAUAUAACAAGCU